UCCUGUCGGUCAGUUCUUGCUUUUUCCCUUGCCCAAGCUUUUCUUGUCUUGUAACCGACCCAGUUACAGUUACUCCGACCAAACGUUUCAAAGUCUAACAUUGAAAGAACACCACCAAGGCGCCGCGAAACUGCGUUUUGCUGAAGCUUCUACAUUUCAUUCUACGGUCUCGCAAUCAAUAACGCAACCUAUUCGAUGGUCUUUGGAUACUUUGGCAGCCUGUUUUACAUCGGGCUCCUAUUCACAAACGCUAUCGCCAUCCUCAAUGAAGAACGUUUCCUUGCGAGAAUCGGAUGGUCUACCCGUGUAUCUUCAACAGCCAAUGCGGGAUUCGGCCAUUCGCCUGCACCACAAAUGUUUGACACUGCCGGUUUUGGUGGAGCAAGUGGGUCAGAAGGGGCCGGAGUGAAGGCGAAGUUGGUGAACCUCAUUGGGGCGACCAGAACAUUGAUGCGGAUACCUUUGAUAGUUGUGAACAUUGGCGUUAUAAUCUACGAGGUAUUGCUUGGAUAACUAGGAUUUACAUGCAUGGGAUCCCAACACAAAAUAGGAGGGACCUGUUGCAAUCCUUACGGAUCCUUGUCAAAUGUCCGCUCGGUCUUGUAUCGCGCUGUGAGCAUGCUAAUUCACACGAGGGGUUCAUAAUUAAUUAAACUUCCUUUCACGACGCCGCUGUAUCUAUGACUGUAUUAAUAGUACAUUACAUCUAUCAGAUUACCUUAUAAGAGAACAGCCGAGUGACACCAGUACCCUAAUGGAAUAAAUUGAGAUUACACACUGUCGU
This is a messenger RNA of Cryptococcus deneoformans JEC21, 784 nucleotides long. RefSeq lists its product as hypothetical. The transcript has 4 exons. NCBI's taxonomy places the organism in Eukaryota, Fungi, Basidiomycota, Tremellomycetes, Tremellales, Cryptococcaceae. Gene Ontology annotation, biological process: endoplasmic reticulum to Golgi vesicle-mediated transport. Gene Ontology annotation, cellular component: endoplasmic reticulum membrane; Golgi membrane; COPII-coated ER to Golgi transport vesicle. The coding region runs from base 196 to 513 and encodes 105 amino acids. The record is from RefSeq and is a predicted model, not a curated record.